GUCAUGGCAAACGUUGCUGCGAUAGAAAUGCAAGGGACUCUAGUUUUGAAACAAAUCAUGCAGAUUGUGAGUCAUUACUCUGUUCUUCCGCAGGUUUAUAUAGGGUCCUUUUGAGUCCCCAGAAAAUCUAGUUCCAGGCAUAGGAAAUUGUCAUUGUUCGUUGGUUAACUCUCUUGAAACCUUUCACUUGUCUAACUUUCUUGGGAUUUUCACAUGUCACAUUUGGAAGAAACUAGUUGCAAAAGGAGGAAGAGAGGUGGUGAGCGGGUGUAUAGGUUCAAAACAUUUGGUGAAUGUGGUUACCCAGCUGAGUUUGAUGGGUCAUUUAAGGACAAUGUUAAGGCACUCCUUGAAUUUGGGCAUUCUGAGAGAAAUCUAUGCAGUGGAAUGCAGAGCUGGUCGUUUCAACUCGAAGUCCAUCGCCACCCUCCUUUCCAUGUUCUGCUAUUGGUCGUCGAAGAACCAACAGAAGCAUCGCUCAACCACCACUGCAAACACUGCCAAUACAUCGGCUGGGGUGACAAUCUGAUUUGCAACAAGAAGUAUCACUUUGUGUUGCCUUCUAAGGACACAGUGACUGCUUGUUUCAACUGCGAGAGAGGGUGUGAUGGAGUUACAAGUACACUAAUGAAGGGUAAAUCCAACAUAGUGGAAUUGCAGGGUCAUAUCAUGCAUGGUGUUUUUCAUUCUAAUGGUUUUGGCCAUUUGUUGUGUGUCAAUGGUGUUGAAAUGGGCUCUGAACUGGCUGGACAUCAGGUCAUGAAGUUCUGGGAUCGCUUGUGCACUGGAUUGCGAGCACGGGAGGUGAGCUUGAAAGACAUGUCAAACAAGAGAAGCAUAGAAUUGAGGCUCCUCCAUGGUGUUGCAUAUGGUCGGUCAUGGUUUGGUCGCUGGGGAUACAAAUUUGGUCGCGGAUGCUACGGAGUGACUCAACCGAUGUACCAAAAAGCCAUAGAAACUAUACAAACCAUGCCCUUGUCUUUGCUUGCACAUAAUUAUCUUACCAAUUAUUCCGACAAUGGCAUUGGCAUACCAACCAUAUUCUCAAGGUACCAAGCAUCCUCAGAACAUUCUGUGGCAACACUUGGUGACUUAUUCCAGUUCAUGUUAGAUCUCAAAUCCCGCCUUCCCAAGGAAAACAGUGUUGAUUCCUUCAAUGCAGGAAUCUUCGCAGAAACUAAUUGUAGGUGGUCUCUAAAGAGAGUUGAAAUGGCAACUAGAGUGAUCGUUGAAGCAUUAAAAAGAGCUGAAUUCAAAUGGAUUCCAAGGCAGGAGGUUCGCGAUGCUGCUCGUGCUUAUAUUGGAGACACAGGUUUACUAGAUUUUGUGCUAAAAUCACUCGGAAAUCACAUAGUUGGGAAUCACUUGGUUCGCCGCAGCUUGAAUCCAGUGACCAAGGUUUUAGAAUAUUGUUUGGAAGACAUAUCCACUGUAUGUCCUAGCCAAGAUGUUUUGCUAGUGAACAACAACUCAAACUUGAAGGGUAUGCAUCAAAUCACAAAGUCUCAGCUGAUGAAGGAUCUCCUUUACUUGUACAGGUCCAUUCUCAAGGACCAAAAGCCAGGACAGAGCAGAGGGAUUAUCAGUGCAAUACAAGUCGCUGCAACGAUAGUUCUGGACUCAAAGUACCUUGUCAAAGAAUAUUGUGGAGAUAUGCCUUUGAGAAUUGAAUUAGGCCUUGAAGGGAAACUAAAGCUAUACUGCACUGUGAUGCUCAGAAGUAAUGAAGAUGGAACUCACAAGGCAAUGCCACCAUUUGAAUGCAUCACAUUGAAAAACAAUGCGACAUUCGAUGAGCUGAGGCUGGAAGUUGAGAACAACUUCAGGGAGUUGUACUGGGGAUUGAGAAGCUUUGUGGUCGAAUCCAUAAUGAACCUGAAUGCCAGGGGAAGGGAUUUAGUUUUUGGAGUCGUGGAAGUUGGUCGAAAAAUCAUCUUCCAGGGCAGCAACAGAGAUAGAGAGAUUAUGAUCAAUGAAGCAAUUUACGAAGGUGGGUUAAGUAAUAGUAUUGUGGAUUGUCUUUGUGGAGCUAAAGAGGAUGAUGGCGAGCGAAUGAUCUCGUGUGAUAUCUGCGAGGUUUGGCAGCACACACGAUGUGCUAAUAUCCCGAAUGAUGAGCACAUUCCUCAUAUGUUUCUCUGCAACAGAUGUGAGCACAAGAUCAUACUCUCACCUGCUCUACCAUGACAAUGCAUAUAUAGACUACAGAAUUCCUUUUACAGUACAUUCAGCAUGUUGAUGUCGUAUCACAUAUACUGUUAAGAUUAAUGUCAAGGAACAGACACUUGCUCUAGUAAUGUUCAUGUUGACGUUAUUUAUUUACAGAUCAAAAGCCAUAAUUCUUGAUCAAGGACACUUACAACUCAUAGAUAACAAGGUUGAUGAGUAAACAUCAGAGAAGAGAUUGAUCAACAGACAGCCACAUAA
This is a messenger RNA of Tripterygium wilfordii, 2427 nucleotides long. Its product is annotated as PHD finger protein MALE STERILITY 1. Bases 214 to 2187 code for a protein of 657 amino acids. The transcript is spliced from 3 exons. Lineage: Eukaryota; Viridiplantae; Streptophyta; Magnoliopsida; Celastrales; Celastraceae. The record is from RefSeq and is a predicted model, not a curated record.